AUGGACGAACGUGAUAGUUACUGCUUCGAUUAUGUGUUCCGUUACAGUAACGAUUACUUUUCUCAAAAUUCUGUCAUGAUGCAUAUACCUUGGCACAUUCCAGUACCUUGCCGACCAACGUACGUCGAAGAAGUUCUAGGCUUCACGUAUACUGAUGCACCGAUUUGUUUGAGUUACUCUUGCUAUGGAGAUCUUGGUAAACUGAAUUUGGUGUGUGUAUUCAAUGUAGUAGUAGACACUUUCACAAUUUGGAAAGUGUGCAAAGUCCGAAGUGCGCAGGGAAACACUAAAUUCCAGAAAAAGGAAAUCGAUUUUUUGAAGCAGUCGUUCAGUCAAGCAAUCUAUUUAAUGAUCGCUAUACCAUUAUGGUUUAUAUUGCCCAUGUACAGUAACAGUGUUCUAACCCAAUUUCUUUUGGGAUUACUAUUUCGACCAAUCAUUCACUCGUUUGAUGGUGUUCUAACUUUAUAUUGCAAUGUAGACAUCAGAAAAUCUUUGGCUCGAAAAUUCAAGCGUCAAACGAAUUCCGCCCAUAACUCUGUUUUGGUUGGAGGAAAAUCCAGUACUCGAGUAGCACUUGCAGGGGCAAUUUGCAAUGGUUUGAUUGUGAUAGCAGUAUCAACCAAUAAAUCCCUUAAUCAUUCCUUUUCAAUGCUCACUGGGAAUCAAGCUUUAUUCAAUUCCUUUUGCUCGUUAACUUUUCUACUAUAUAUGGCCCCCAUGUUGAUUUUAGACUCUGAAUUCCUAAAGUCCAAUUCACAACAUGCCGGAUUUUUCCUUUUACUCGCUUAUGAUGUCUCUAUUCAAACCCAUGCAUUAAUUACGAUCAAUCGAUUCUGCGCGGUUUUCUUUCCGAUGACCUACAAAAACAUAUUCAGUUGCAAAUUGACAAAGGUGGUAAUGAUGCUAUCAUUUUCCAUUUCACUGGUUCAAGUAUCAAUUUUCUUUCAAUUUUUAGGGUGCAAAUUUGUUUAUAAUGACACAAAAAUAAGUUUUCUUUAUUCGGAUCUCCAAAUCUGUACAGAUUACUUUUAUAUUUUCGAUUUGGGGAAAAUUAUGACACUAUGCACAUUCAAUGUUGUUGUUGACUGUAUCACCAUUUGGAAAGUUCGAAAAAUCAGAAGUGCGCAGGGAAGUUCUAAAUUUCAGAAAAAAGAAAUCGACUUUUUGAAACAGUCUUUUGGUCAAGCAAUGUAUCUAUUCACAUUCAUUCCUGUCUUCAUGAUCGCUCCAUUUUUCGUUUCCAGUAAAGCAAUUCUUUUCAUCCUGGGAACGCUCGCCUGGUCGAAUACUCAAUUUAUUGAUGGCGUGUUGGCUCUGUAUUUCAAUAUAGAAAUUCGAAAAUGUCUAUCGAACCAAUAUAUAACUCAAAGCUCGAAUGUAAAUUCGUCAGUUUUUAUGGUUGGUGGAAAGUCAAGCACACGAAUACAGUGA
Molecule: messenger RNA, 1434 nt
Organism: Caenorhabditis briggsae
Lineage: Eukaryota; Metazoa; Nematoda; Chromadorea; Rhabditida; Rhabditidae
Exons: 7
Coding region: 1-1434 (477 amino acids)
Cellular component (GO): membrane
Source: RefSeq, a predicted model, not a curated record